AUGGCGAGAGGCACGACAACAGUCACGUCUCGCACCCAACCCACCGAGACCAUAUCAUUUCCCGUGUUGACCUAUAGCGACGCCUUGCCCCGGAACGACCUUCGCAAUCUUGACGAUCACCCUUCAAAACGUCUAACCCGGGCUGGGAUUGUUGGACAAUGGGACUUCCGACAACCCUCUCCAGUAGAGGGGUGGUUUAGAAGACCACCGCCAGGCCCUGGUGCGAAUUUCGACUUUCAAGUGACAUCGCCACCGGAUGAAGUCAUUCCAUCUAGCAACGGACCGACCGAGCAGUAUAUGAUAGGAGUUGCACUGGGUAGCCCCGGCAUGAUCAACGAAGAUGAACCUUUACCGCCGCCUCGGUUCGAUACAGCAAUCUUCGAGCCAGAGCGAAUGACACAAAGCCCCCAAGCUUACAAACAGAGCAAGUGGAAGAAGAUUGGGGGACUGUUCAAGGCAAAGAAUACACUUACAUCGCCAUCAAAUCAACUACAUGGAAGCUUGGCUCAGCAACCCGAGAAGUCCAACAAGCCCAAGGAAAGGAAUAAUUCUUUGGAAGAGUGGCCGGCUUUUGAGGUAGACCCUAAGGCAAUCAUGGGCGGCAUUAAUCAAAGCCCUCCACGUCCUCGGAAAUUUUCACUGAGCGGGAGGAAAGCGCCUCCAGAGGAACCACCCGUUCAAAGGCCCUUGCUGAGUGUCGACAUCCCGGAUAUCCAAAUGGAGCGAUAUAGUGUCAUGUUCAGCGACGUUGUCAACAAGAACGAGAGACCUUCACUGCUGGCCAGAAGGGCAAAGACAUUGGACAAUCUCCGUGUCCCGGACGCAAAUGGAUUUCUGAAAGCGCCUGUGCCACCUCCAAUGCCGCAACGCCGGGCAACGUCGCCCGCGAGAUCUAGCUUCACCUUAUUCCCGAGCUCACAGCCGUCCAAGGCGGCUCAGUUACUCGGCACGCAGAACUUCUCUCGCGGCCCAGGCCCUCUAAUCAGGUCCAAUACGUUGCCUGUCGAAAGUCCGUCUAAGGCAUCGGCAAACCACUCUCGCAACAGCUCGAACAUCAACAGCACGUCUUUAUUCGAGUCACCUCUUAUUCCGAGAUUAAAUGAGCGCUCGAGUUCAAAUACCCCGCGAUCAUCUAGCAGCCUAGAUAAACCUCUUCCCGCAAUCAAGCAUGAGCCACAGGCUUCCCACCAGCAGCGAAUUGUUCAACCACCGAAGAACAUUCUGUCGCCGCAGAAGUCUCGAUCAAACUCGUUCGCAAAACAGCAAAAAAGUGCUCACCCUGUUCACCCAAAGCAGGAUCAACAGCCAUGGAAGAUUACACAUCCACCAAGAAAAGACUCUCAACCGCAGACAGGGCAAAGGCCACCUCAGGUGGCCUCCCCACAGAACCCACAGAAGCAGAGCACACAUCACCGUGUCGACCACAGACCAGACAACCACAAACAAGACCACCCGGCCCGACCACGUCUCCGAGUCCAAACUGAGGCUCGACCACAACCCCCAGCCAAAGACAAUACCACAAGCGGCACAUCUCUAAGCCCACCAUCAACACUAAAUGCCACCCACCAAAAGAUCGACCGAAUCAUGUCCCCAGCUUCAGCCUCCCCAGCGACGAGAUUGGGCAUUUCCCCAGCAGAUUCCACGCGCCUGCCCUUUGCGGAUGCCGAUGGUGCCAUUGAAAUCAAUGAACAUGAAGAGCCCGAGUUAGAGCAGGAACCACCUCGGACAAUUCCGCGAGUUGAGGUCUCGAUUGCUCGCUCGAUAUCGGUUUCUAGGGGAAAGCGCCAGAUGCUUGUUCCUAUCGGGGCCAAGGUUGAACAUUUCGAUCCUGAUGAGAGGUUUGUGCAGAGGAGAGUCUUGACGCCGCAGAUUAUGGAUGCUCAUCGGGGUCAUCGGCCUGGAGCCCGAUUUGCGUCACCUCCCUUCCUGGUCGGUGUUUUCUUUAACUCGGCGAUUCACGCUUUAGUGUACUCGUACUUUGCUUGGACAUCCCUUGGUUUUCCGGUCUUCGGCUUCAUCAAACAGAUUUUGACGGCUCUUGAAAUUGCACAAUUCCUCGUCGGUGGUGCCCUCAUCUGGGGCUAUCUCUUUAUUGAGUACGAUACCCUGAUCUAUCGCCCCGGAGGUCUUGCUGGAGGACUACCGUCAACAAUUUCUGAAAGCAAGGAUGCCUCAUAUUCUAUGCCAACGGUGCCUAGCGCUCUAGGGGGUCAUGGGGUUAGUCCCCACCUCCAACAUCUUCGAGGUCACUUUCAAGUCCAGAGGAUUCCCUGUCUAAAGAGCAGUGGAGAGGCAUUGGCGGUUUGUUUAACGACUCUCUAUUUAAUUCCACUGACAUAUCUUUUCAUGGGCUUGUUCCGGCACUCAUAUCUGAAACGAGCCAAGCGUCCCAAAAAAUAG
Penicillium arizonense is the source of this 2400-nucleotide messenger RNA. RefSeq lists its product as uncharacterized. Gene Ontology annotation, molecular function: fatty acid elongase activity. Gene Ontology annotation, cellular component: endoplasmic reticulum membrane. The record is from RefSeq and is a predicted model, not a curated record. NCBI's taxonomy places the organism in Eukaryota, Fungi, Ascomycota, Eurotiomycetes, Eurotiales, Aspergillaceae. The transcript is spliced from 4 exons. Gene Ontology annotation, biological process: sphingolipid biosynthetic process; fatty acid elongation, monounsaturated fatty acid; fatty acid elongation, saturated fatty acid. The coding region runs from base 1 to 2400 and encodes 799 amino acids.